Molecule: messenger RNA, 1980 nt
Organism: Drosophila subpulchrella
Lineage: Eukaryota; Metazoa; Arthropoda; Insecta; Diptera; Drosophilidae
Gene: Him
Exons: 2
Coding region: 763-1311 (182 amino acids)
Source: RefSeq, a predicted model, not a curated record
CCGAAAAGGUAUAAUAUUUAUAAAAUACUGGCAUGAUACCAAUAUAACUAUAAUACCACUAACGAAAACGUAUAAAAAGCAUACCCCAGCUACCCUGUCAAAUCGAAAACAGGCGCCAAAACAUGCGGUUUCUCGCAGCGGAUUGCUACGGAAAAAUUCGGUUCGAGAUUUGGGAAUGGAUAUGUUGGAGGAGAAGGAGCAGGACCCGGAUUUUGAGUUUGGAGAAGGAGAUGGAAAUGGGACUGAGGCUGGGACUUUGACUGUGCGACGGCCACAUGCGCUGAUGCCGCCGCUGGAUGUUGCAGCGGUCGGUGCAGCGAAAGUGUUGCAGCUGUGGUAGAGAGUCUAUUUUUGGGGCGAUUGUGCGGCGCUGGUGCUGCCACAUGUGUUGUGUGCUGCGCUGCUAAAAGGCAUUGUAAUGAGAGCAGAAAAUAGAACCGACUCCACUUGAGCAAUGUCCCAUAAAGCGGGCUGCAGUUGGAGUCAAAAUCGGAGUUUCGAGUGUGGCGCGCAAUGUGCGGCACCAGCGAUCUGAAGGCGGAAAAAAGAAAACGGCAACCAGUAACACAUGGGCCCACGAGUUAUGUUUUAUUUUUAAUCUUUCGGAGAGUCGGUCUCCAAACAAACCGGAGAGGGCACAUAUAAAGACGUGAUAGGCAAGCGGUUCGGGACAGUCUUUGGCCGCCGCUCGACGCGCUCGAAUAUCGGAGAUACAUAUACGUCGGUGAUACAGCAGGACCCACAACAGAGCCACCAACCUCGAUGGGCGUCAUCUACAAGAUACUGAAGCAGCAACGCAGCAUGGAUCUCAGCCUGAGCUCGGCCACCAGGUGCAAGGUGCAGGCGGCCAUCAAGCAGCGCCAGCAGCAGCGCCGCCUGGAGGAUCAUCUGGUGCGGGAGCAGGAGCAGGACCAGGACCAAGAUCCGGAUCACAUCGAGAAGGACAAGGAGGAGGUGGCCGAGCAGCAACUGCAGCAGCUGUGCCGGUUUCUAGCUGAAAAUGCGGCACGAAAGAAGCGCCAACGUUUCAAGCUGCAAUACCAGUGCGAUCUGGCCGCAGAUCGGGAUCACGACCAGGAUCAGGAGCCGGAGAAGGAGCACUUUCCACCGCCGCCCCACGAGAUGGACCUGGAGUUCAUCGAGCAGCUGCACCAAUCCUCGUCUGCCACAAACACGAGUUCAGCUGGGCCGGCACCACGUGAUAGCAUCCUGCAGAAGAUUCGCCACCAGAUCUUCGAGAGAAAGCGGCAGAGGCAGCGCCAGUUGGCGGAACUGGUCCAGCAGCGACUGGUGGUGUGGCGACCGUGGUAGGGGACCUCCCAAAGGACGGAGAGAGAUCCGGGAACUGAGACUAGUCUAAGGGUUAGCUGUAAGGAUGCAUUCGGUAUUAUUCCUGCUGCUGUGUGAUGAUCGCGCUGCUCUUCCAUUUUCCCACGCCUCUGCAAACCAACUUUUUUUUUGCUGUUAACUAUAGUUUACUAAUAAAGAUUUUUUUGGACAUAAUACUUUUCUUUAAUCCAUUUACCCGUGCCAUCUAAAAUGAAAGUCUCCGUUGGCAUGCCUAUUUUUUUUUUUUUAUUGAUUUAACUUUGACAUCAAUUAAAAUUCUUUUUCGUAUGGAAUAUUUGAAUGCUGUUAAUGGUAAGUUAUGCAAUGUAUUGAAUGGCUUAUUCGAUUAAACUCCAUCUGCUUUCGUUCACGCUGCUCUGACUCUAUUUUUGGAUAUUCUUAAUUUGCCUUCGUGCUGCCUGUUCUAAUUUCCGGGUUUCUGGUGUCCUAAAUGCCUUAAGUUGCCUGACCUUUCACUUUUUUCAAUUCGCUCAACUACUUUCCUAAAUAUUAAUUUCUCUCUUGGCUUUGAGCUGAGCUCUGGAAAACGAAAACAAAAAGAUCUAAUUUCAUUCAAUGUGAUUAUUCACCUUUGUGUAGCUUCCAAAUGCAGGGAUAUUCUUUGCCUCCCGACGAGCAUGUAACUUUUUU